Messenger RNA from Sebastes umbrosus (honeycomb rockfish), 2744 nucleotides. RefSeq names its product BLOC-1 related complex subunit 6 (gene borcs6). Gene Ontology annotation, biological process: lysosome localization. The coding region runs from base 220 to 1575 and encodes 451 amino acids. Gene Ontology annotation, cellular component: BORC complex. The transcript is spliced from 8 exons. The record is from RefSeq and is a predicted model, not a curated record. Lineage: Eukaryota; Metazoa; Chordata; Actinopteri; Perciformes; Sebastidae.
ACAUGCAGGAUGAAUGAAAGGAAAGGAUGGAUAGAGAAAGAAUAAACUCACACAGCUACAACAUGUGGGAGUUAAAUGUUGCUCAGCAUGAAGCAGCAGCAGCACUCUGGAAAUAUUUAGGCGGAACUAAUCUUCUGAGAUUCGCGGGGGAAGGAUUUUCAUAUCGGACUCGGUUGUUGGUUACAUUUAUCUGAACAGGAAACGACUGCAGGUGGAGGGAUGAGUCUCUCCCCUGUGAUUGGCACAGAAGUGCCAGAAACAGCUAACGGGGUGGUGACACCCGUCUCUUCAGAGAACGGCCCUCACGCUCCGGUCUCGGUGAAAUAUGGGGGGAGCAGAGUGCCCUGUGAUGGGGAGGCAUCGGAGGACAGAGCCCUUGGACACACAGAGAACCACGUAGAUGUGGAGGACAGAGUUUACGAUGGCGAAGGCCGCUUGGACACAGAGACGUACAAUAAUGGGAGUUUAUCGUUACACACCUCUCAUGUGACAGAGCCCUCCCUUCCUGCUGCCACAUGCACAGGAGACUCAGAAGACUCAGAAUCAGGCUCCAAAGACUCAGACAUUCACGAGGCCUCUGACACUGUUGAGCCUCCUGGUGCAGCUCUGCUGUGGGACCCAGCACAGCAAGCACACUCCAAAGAGUCAUCUCAGCGAAGAGGCCAUGCCGCUACAGACAGACAGCAGACAGAGACGGAGGCUAUAGAUGGAGACACUGACAGCAGAGACGAGGAAGAAGAUGGAGAGAAGGAGAAACAGGAUGAGGAGGAUGAUGAGAAAAAUGAAAAAAAGUGGAUUAACCAGCGUGCAGGAGGGAGAACAGAGGUGGAGGCUGCACGACACUACUCCUCCUCAGCUCCUGGUCCCAGCACCUCGUCCUCUUCCUCUACUCCACCUCCUCUUCUUCCCUCAGACGACAUCCCCUGUCCUCCCCACGUCAUGGCCCAGGUCUGGGUACGCAACGUCCGGGGGAUGCAGGACAGCAAGAGCCUGGAUGAAAUCAGCCAAGCGUGUGGAGGUGGUUCGGGGGCCCGGGGAGGGGGCAGAAUUGGCCAGUCAGAGGGCCGACGGGCUACGAUCUCCUCGGCUCUGGAGCUCGAGGGGACAGUCAGCCAUGAUGGUGACCUGACUCACUUCAUCACCAAGAACCUGGAGCAGAAAAUCAAGAUGAGCUCCAAGCCCAGUCUGGACUGCAGCGACUCGGACUGUUCGGGUCCCAUCUACCGAAGCCGGGGGUCGUCACGGAGACCAGCGGACAUCCCUCCCAUUGAUCCCACUGUCCUCGUGGACCUUCAGAGACACUCCCAGGAAGUGGCUCACAGUGUUGAGAUGAUGAUGCGGAGCCUCAAUGGAACCAUCCAGAAUAUGACAGCUCUGAGUGUGGGCUACAUCCAGACCUACAGAGACUCUGUUGACAGCCUGGGAGAGUCUGUGGACAUGAGUAUAAAGGGCAUGUACACACUGAUGGCUCGCUGCGAGGAGCUGGAUCGUUCCAUGCAGCCCAUACACACCCUGGCUGCACAGAUCCGUGACAUCAAACGCACCCUGGACGCCCUGGAGGCGAUCUGCAAGUAGCCCCACCUGCCCGGCACGAAAACACUCCCCGGCUGCAAAGAUCCAACAUCAAGCACAUCUUGAGCGAGGCCGUCUGCAAGUAAACCCACCGCUCCGCAGGUAGCACACAAACACUGCAGCGAAGAUUAAGUGCACCUCUGGAUUCCUGGAACCAUCGCUACUAGUCAUGCUGGAUGAUAUAGUCCCUCCGCUUGUUCAUCACUUGAAGAUGACCUUGUUUGUGUUGUGAGAUUUCAACAGAAUUGCGCUUGAUUUGCUCUCGGGGUUGAGCUUUCUCUUUUUCUUUUUUUUUAAAAAGCACUCUCACUUUCUCUAAUGAAGUUGUCGUGAAACAAAAUCUCACAGAUUAACCUGUUUUGGAGACACUCGGUCAUGUGCCCUGAACAAACACACACAUACAAACAGAUCCUUGAAGAUGUGUUUACAGUCUGAGGAGGAAUAAUGUGUCAUGAUCCGUCCAGCCCGCUUUGUUCAGAUUGCACUAACCUUUCCUGCCCACAUGGGGGCGAUGUUUCUCUCUCCGUCUCUCUCUUCACUGAUGGAGAGGCCAGUAUGAACUGAUCAGAAGACUUUUGCACUGGAACAGAAAGUCUAUUUUUUAAUCUUAUGCACCGAAGAUCCGAUUCUUUCACUGCAGGCUGUGAGGGGAGUUGAGCACCAUGUCUGUCUGUCUGUCUUUUUUAAAUGUUAUUUAUUCAGUUUUCUCAGCAUGCUUGCUUUUUCAACUACACUGCUACUCUGUCACUGGGAACUGACCAGUACAGACAGAUUUGUUUUCCACUAGUGGCCACUGAACAGCUCAACUGAAGCAUUAGGAGCUGCUGCUCGAGGAUAGAUGUCAAAGGUACAGAAAGAGUUUCACAUCUCUACUCAGAUUCUCUCUGACUGUUUAUCACUUUAAAAAAACUGGCAACCUUUAUAAAUCACAGGUCUGCUUCUCUAAUUUAAAGCUACGAGCAGCCAUGUGUCCUAAAACCGAUGCACUCCAAGAUGUUUUCGAGCACAUAACUGGAAAUAUCUCAUCAUAUAUCACACCAUUCACAGUGGCUUUAAAGGACCAGUGUGUAACAAUGAGGGGGAUCUAUUGGCAGAAAUUGAAUAUAAUAUUAAUAAGUAUGGUUUCUUUAGUGUAUAAUCCCCUGAUAAUAAGAAUCGUUGUGUUUUUGUUA